GAGCAUCUAGGUGCAUGCCGCAAACGUAUACUGGCUAGGCCUACGUCUGCUCAGGGAACCUAUGGUAUCCUGUCUUAGGCUUGCGAUGCCCAGAACGCAUUGGCAGCAUUGCUGUCAAUGCUUUUUCUUUGCGACAUGUGAUUCUCUAAGAAAGGUUGAGAUUCCACAGUAGUAUUAUCAUUGUAUACAGCUCCCAUGCGGUGUUACCUUCUGAGCAUCCUACCUGUGGUUUCUACGCCUUUCACCUAAGAUGACAUUGGAAAAGGGAAAGGGCUAUGGACAGGACCAGAUACAACAGACAUUGCAGGAUAAGGCCAGGACGAGGCUAAAUAGCCCAGCGCCCCACCAGGCUCCGCAACGUGAGCGUGUUAGUCGCUCUAGCGUGCCCAACAGCCGGGGCGUGCCUACCCGUCGUCCAACUUCACGACGAUGGAAGUCCCUUAUCAGGCCGGAUGUGAACAUGGGCGUGCCGCAGCUUAUGAUGAUACUGGAGCCCAAUAUCGUCUGGGAGCACAUCAAGGCGUUCGUGCCAGCUGUCGGCAAGGAGGUGGAGGCCAGCGUCACUCCGGGGGAGUUCUUCGAGGGCUGGCACAAGGGAGGCCGCAUGGCUCAUGGCGUGUACGAGGGCAGCUACUGGGAGCUCAUGGGGGACUGUGACGAGCUGGCGGACAUGCUCCGCAAGAUGAGCAAAGCGCCAGCGCUUCAGGACGAGCCCACCCUGGAGCUCCCGCCGCCGCCGGAGUUGCCGUCUUGGGAUGACUUCAAGCCCAACCUGCAUCUGAUCCCUGCCCCACCAACCAUGCCACCCCUGAAGCUGCCUCCCUUUCGGGCGCCCAUUUUGGAGACGGAGGUGCCGUUUGUGGAGCCGGACUAUCUUCCUGUGCCUAACGUACCGCCAGCACCUAAGGAGGAGCCGCCCCCGGUCUUCAUUCCGCCGGAGUUCCUGCAGCUGGAUCCGCUGCAGGAGCCGCAGUACAUCGACCCCGCACCGCCGGUGCUGUCCGAGCAGCCGCGCCCACCCGCCUUUGGCCAGCCCAAGCACGGGCAUGACUGGUCGGGGUUGCGGCCCUUCCAGCUCGAUAUGCCGGAACGGGAUGCCUUCAUGCGCGAAGCAGCUGCGCAGCGCGUCAUGGACACGUCCCGCUGGGUGCACCCGCCCAUGCACCUGCCGCCGCUGCCGGAUCUGGAGCCCCUAGACCAGGACUUGCUCAGGGGCUUGGAGCUGGAGCCCAUUCCGAAGCUGGAGCUUGCUUGGAUGGGCGGCCCAGAGCCGGAGCCGCUUUACGCGUCCAUGCCCUCCACACCAGCCGCCCUCUCCCGACACUCCUCCAGGACUCCCUCACGGCCUACCUCGGCCCUAACGCCAGCACAGCAGGAAAGCGUAACCCAGUUUCAGGCGUCCCCCGUCAAAUCCUCACCCUCGCGCCCUACCUCAGCCUUGCCGCCGGCGUUGCAGCCGCAGGAAAGCGCACAGGCGUCCCCCGUGAAAGCCUCGCCCUCGCGCCCUGCUUCAGCGCUAGUGCCGACGGCGCAGGCGAGCAUGGCCGCGUCAAGCGGCUCAGGGAGGAGAACCACCACCUCACGCCCCACGUCAGCGCUGCCAGCAGCACAGGAAAGCCUGGGGGCGUCAAGCACCUCUGGAACAAGGUCCGUCACCAUAAUGCAGACGCCAGACGCAGCCACCCCAGAGCCGGUGGAUGAGGGGCAGGCAGAGGAGCCGAGUGCCGAGGCGACGCCUGCGCCUGAGGGUGAGGAGGAUGGCGCAGCUAAACAGGCGGAGUCUAGGGCGGAAACGCCUCCUUCUGGGAGGACGUCGGGGUCGGGGCUGCCGCGCAAUAUCUCGGAGACGCCUGUGGCGCAGCGGAAAUCCUUUCGGCGAGGAGCCGUUGCGAGGCAAAGCAGCCGCGUGUCGAUUCCCGUGUCUAGGACGCCUGAGGAGCUGGCGUGGGAGGAGGCGCGGUCCAUAGGCUCAGAUGCCUCUGGCACCCCGCGCAUGUGGCUUAACUUCUCUGCGCCGUUUGCUGACCUGCCGCCAAUCAUGAUGCCUCCACGACCUGAGCCGGGUCCUGAGCCGGCGCCCGCUGACUUCCCUCACGAGCAGCUGGAGGAGCUGCCUGUGUUCCAGGCGCCCACGCCGCAGGACUUCCCGACCUACACGGCGCCGCCGCAGGUGGUGCCGGCGUGGGCGCCGCCCUGCGAGCCGCGUCCGGUGGGCUUCCUGCGGGGUGCCGCACCCGUGGUGAUCUGCGAUGUGUCGGGCACCAUGAACCCGCGGCAGCAGGGGCGCUUCCGGGAGAUGAAGCGGUGCGCCAUGGAGUUUCUGGACCCGGAAGGCGAAAUCGCAACGGCCGCUGCUGGCUUCGAUGUGAUCACCUUUGCGGGCGGGGCCUGGAGCUGGAGCCUGGGGUACGGCGAGCGCAUGGGGCUGCUGCAGAGCAGCCAGGUGCUGUACAGCGGCCGCCAGGUUGGAGGGCGAUACAGCAACAAGACCCCACACAGCGGAGGCGGCGCCUCCCGGUCAACGUCACCCGAGCGGCAGGGCGCCAGCAGCGGCGGUGGCGGCACUAGCUUUGGCGGGCUAGCACUCAUGCCCACGCAGCCGGACCUGCUGUCGGAUGCGCAGCGUUGGAUUGCGAACUGGCCGGACGCGGUGGGUCAGACCUGCCUGCUCAAGGCCUUCAACCUAGCGGAACAGCACCAGGGCGCGGACUGCUGGUACAUCCUGUCAGACGGCUUGGCGCAUGACCAAAAUGCGUGCCUUGAGUUCCUGAACACCCGGGCGGCUGCUGGCCUGCCGCUGCCCGUCAUCCACGCUGUCGGCUUCAUUCCGCCGGAUGCCAACCCGGACAGCUCCGGUGAGCGCUUCCUGCGUGGCUUGGCGGAGCUGACCGGCGGCUCCUACCAGCGCUACACGCCGGACGUGGCCAAGGUAUGGCAACCCGGGCAGGGCUUUGUGCGUGUGGACCUGCGCAGCGAGACGCCGGAGCAGCGCGCCGAGCGGCAGUGGGCCGAGCGACAGCUGCGGGCGGAGCGCAUCAAGAACAUCCGGCUGGGCAUUUCUGAGCCGCUGGAGGUCACCAUGGAGCGGGUGGCGGUCAUGCACCGGGAGAUGCGGGUGCUGCCUGCGGUCCGGGCUAAUGACGCGGCGGUGGCGGAGGCGCAGCGGCGGCAUGUGGCGUUGGUUGAGGCCAUCAAGGACGCGAAUCAGAGGGCGCUGGCGGAGGCGCUGGCAGCCCAUGAGCGAGCGGUGGAGGAGGCGCGUCGCCGUAACCAAGAGCGGGUGGACAACGCGCGUGAGGCGUUCCUCCAAGCGCACGCGGAUUGGGAGCAGGAGUACCUGAUCAAGCUGCAGAACUGGGAGGACGCCAAGGCGAUGUUGGAGCGCCAGCGAGACGAGCAGGUGGCCGCCGCACGAGACGCCGCACAGGCAGCUGCGCAGGCGGCAUCACAGCGGCGAAUGAAGAGCCCUGCCUCCCGGCCCACCUCAGCCGCCCUGUACGCGGCGCAACCCAAGAGCGACAACGGCAGCUACUCCUCGCCUCAGAUAGUGGUGUCGGAAGCACGCGCAGCCUUCGCCGCAGCGGAGUACGACCUGGUCAUGGGGCUGGAGAGGCACGCAGACAAGUUGUCGCCGCCUACGUCGCGUCCCUCGUCAGGGACGCAAGUCAGGUCCGCGCGAGGCAGCAGUCUGGGUAUGAACAGCUCCACGGGCGCCCUAACCAGCACGCCUACGGCCGCAGCUGCCUCCGAAACCGCCCCAGUCGCCACCGGAGGUACCCCAACCGCAUCACGCCCUCGGAGCUCCACGUCCAAGCCGUCUGGGGAAGACGGCGCAACGGCGGAUUACCUUCAAGCCAUCGCUGAAGAUCUAGCAGAGGCGUCGGCGCCGGUGGAUUCCAUAUUCACGGGUGGCGGCCAGCAGGGUUCCGGAGCCGUUGCUGAGAUGGAGGGGCUGGAUGAUGACGGGCUGGAUGUACGGCCCUCGUCUUCUCGCCGUUCCGGAGGACUCUCAGGACGGGACCAGAACACUAGCAGCGCGGGAAGGCGGUCUUCGCGGCCCCCCAUGGAUGAGUCUGGGAUUGCCUUCCAGCGGCCGACCAGCGCCCGGGUUCAACCAGGGAUGACACCCCAGCGGCCUCCCAGCGCACGGGUCGAGACUGGGGCGACACCUCCACGACCCAUUAGCGCAAGGCCCGAGGCUGGCUCCACGCCCCAGCGGCCAACCAGCGCAAAGGUUGACCUCGGGAUGUCACCCCAGCGUCCGAUGAGCGCACGGGGCGAGCCUGGGUUAACACCCCAGCGGCCUACCAGUGCUCGUGUCGAGCCUGGGAUGACGCCCCAGCGGCCGACCAGUGCACGGGUGUCGAACAGCCGCCUGUCGGGGCAACAGUCUGCGCGACUGACCGGAGGGCAGUCUUCGGGUAUGGGCAGCAUGCCAUUGUUGCCGGAGGGCUCGCCGAUGCCGCCACCAUUGCCCGAACCCUCGGCGCCGCUGCAGCCGAUGCGCGGAGAGAACAGUGACGACUUCAAGCGCCGCUUCCUGCCGUCCGAGGUGGUCGAGGAGCACGAUGCCAACAACGCGGAGCGGCUGAAGCAGAUCCGCGAGCAGUGGGAGGCCAUUGUGGCAGCCGACCUGGCUGCCGGCCACGGCCGCAAGGUGGCGGCGCUGCACCGCAAUGCCAAGCGCAUGGAGGAGUACAGGCAGGCGGUGUACGACACGUACGCGGUGGGACUGCUGCGGGAUGUGGUGUACGGCGGCGCUGUGGUCGUGGCCACCAACCUCGCCAUCAUGGAUAACGGAGAGGCUCGCUACCAGGCGGAGGUCGCGCGGAUCACCGCUGAGAAUGCGCGACUGCGUGAGAUGCACGCCGCCGAGCUUGAGGAGCGGAAAGCCAAGGAGGAGGCGCACGCGCAGGCGGUAGGGAGAUGGCAGGAGACACGCGAUGCGAUGCUGGCGGCUCACGAGGAGGAACGGGUGCGCGCGCGGAAAGAGCACGAGGAGAACCUCACGCGGUUAAGAGAAGAGUGGCAAGCGAAGAAGCAGCAGAUUGACGAGCUCAACGCGGCGCGGCUUGCGGAGGCUGAGACGAUGCACGCAGCGCUGGUGGAGUCGGUCAAGGAGGCCAACAAGGCCCAUAAAGCGGCGCAUGUGGAGAUGCUGCGACAGCGCAAGGAGAUUGAGAUCACCAACCUUAACAGGCUGGCUGAGGCCAAGACCGCUCAUAAGGUUCGGCUGGAGGCGCGCGCCGCGGACAAUGAGCGGCUGGUCAAACAGGCCAUGGAGGAGCACCAGGCGCUGUGCGUUCGGCUGGGUGAGGAGUAUGAGGAGGCGCGGGUGCAGGCGGAGGCUGACCACUCGGAGCUCUGCACCUUCCUGCGGACUGCCAACGAGCAGCUCACAGAGGAGGCGCGGCGGAGGUACCAGGAGGCGUUGUCGGAGGUGCAGUCCGCGUACGAUAUCGAGUGCGCCGCUGUGCGGGAGGCGCAUGCUCGCGACCUGGACCGCGUUCGGCGGUUUAACCAGGAGAUAUGGCCCAAAGUACACGUGGCGCGCUUGGCGCAGGCGGAGUUGGGACGCGUUCAGGCGUUUGCGGAGCACAUCCGCUACUGCGCCAACAAGUUCGAGCUGGGUGUCAACUUGAUGCCCAACACGCCCAACUACGACCGCGUCGUGGAGAUGCAGGCGCUGACGGAAGCGCUGGCCAAGGCGUUCCCAGACAUGCCGCCCCAGGCCCUGCCCUGGCCUGAACACGAGCGCCGGUUAGAGCCCGGCACCGGCUGGGUGGCUGCCCCGUCUCCCCGACCCCUCACCUACCGUGAUCCCGCGGACAUCAUCACCAAGAUGGCAAAGGGCAAGGUAUCGAGCAACUCGCCGUCAGGGUCGCCCGGCUCCACCACACCUCGCGGCGCCUCAGCAAACAGCCGCCGCUCGCCCUCGGAACGCCAAUCUUCCGCAGGGACGGCGCCGCCAGCGGCGAACACGGACGAGCAGCCCCAACCGCAGCAGCCAGGUGGGCGGCCCGGCAACCGGCCGCUAUCCGCAGGAAGGGCGCGCUUUGCAGGCGUGCUUUCCGCGGAUUCAGGCGUAAGUUUACGGCCGCAUUCUGCUGCUGUCGGCGCAGCCAGUACCGGCAUUGUGGAGGCAUGGGCCACGGCGGUACCCUUGGCCCUGUCGUCCCCUGGGGGUGCGUCGUCGUUUAGGCCUCAGUCUGCCGCCGGCUACAACAACCCGUCUGCCUGGCGCCGGAGCAACACAACAGUCCUGCGCACGGCUUCGCCGCGUGGCUUCACCGCAUCCAAUUUGGGAUCCGCCGCGGCUGCUGUGGCUGCGGCAGCGGCUGCCAACGCAUGCCGACCCGGCGGGUCGGCCCGGCCCUUGACGGCGUUGGGCGCACCGACGCAGCCGGUGCCGGUGACCAACUCCAUGAACUCACCACGACCUAGGAGUGCUGGCUCGGUGCCGCGACCCGCACGUGUUGCGGUGGACAUCGUUCCGCUGCAGGCAAGCAUGGCACGUGCCAAAGCACAAGCCGGUGCUCACAUGCUCACGACGGCAACGUUGGCGGGCUUCUCCAAAGACGUGCCCAAACUGCGGUACCCGGAGGUCGACGUCCAGCAGCCGCUUUCGUUUGCCAAGUGAUCCGGGAUGCAGUUGAUUAAUAAAGCGAGGAGCGGGGGGCGUGCAGGUGUAUCUUGGCUUGUAGAUAUGGUGAUUCCCUGGAAUACGUUUUGAAAGGUGGCACGCCCCUGUGCAUUGACGCAUGCGUUUUUUGUUGUGAUCGGAC
Molecule: messenger RNA, 6785 nt
Organism: Astrephomene gubernaculifera
Lineage: Eukaryota; Viridiplantae; Chlorophyta; Chlorophyceae; Chlamydomonadales; Astrephomenaceae
Source: the annotation of a GenBank genome assembly